Corapipo altera (White-ruffed manakin) is the source of this 2329-nucleotide messenger RNA. It is a transcript of the gene ANGPTL5, whose product is annotated as angiopoietin like 5. The transcript is spliced from 10 exons. The record is from RefSeq and is a predicted model, not a curated record. Bases 258 to 1430 code for a protein of 390 amino acids. Lineage: Eukaryota; Metazoa; Chordata; Aves; Passeriformes; Pipridae.
AUUAGCAGAAGGGUUUAUCAGUAUGGAGAACUGAGUCACCCAAGCAAGACUGAAGCAGAGCUGGGAAAAAACUGCAGAAUUUGAGCCCAUGGCACAUCUAGAAUAUUCAAGUUCAUGAUCAACUCAUGCUGGCAGAUUUGAGCUUCUUUAGAUUUACUGAAAAUUUUGAUCUAAUACAGCACAACUUGCAGCUUCACCUUAAGAUACUUUCUGAGAUUUAGAACAAAAGCUAUUGUGUAUUCCAGCUUCAGACAGGGAUGGAGAUGAACCACAUUAUCAAGACAAAUUUGGAACAUUAUCUGACUGUACCAGGUUUAGGAGAGACUGACAUAAGUAAUGGCAAGCAUUGUGCAUGUAAGGACACAAAGAAUGUUGGAGCUGUGGAGGGACCACUCAAGGCAGAAGAGAAAAAUAAAUCUGCAGACAUUUCAAAAGAAAAAGAACUAUGCCUUGUACCAUGUGAUGCUCAAGCUAAAAUUUUACGAGCGGAAAAACAUUACAUGUGCAGAAAUUUGCAGGACUCUCUUGUUGAAUAUGCAAGAAGUACACAAAAACUGGUGAGAGACAUGAUGGAUGAUCAACAGUCUUCUUUGGACUACCUUUCUAGUCAGGUAAAUGAACUCAAGAACAAACUUGUUCUUUUGAAUGCAGUAGUUUUGAGAAAGCAUCUGGAUUCACUUCCUUACAAAGCAGUUCAAUCUCAUGGUUUGGACUGCACUCAUAUUAAAGAUACCAUUGGUUCAGUUUCAAAAACUCCAUCUGGUCUGUACAUUAUCCAUCCAGAAGGAUCAAAUUAUCCUUUUGAGGUUUUUUGUGACAUGGAUUUUCGAGGAGGUGGAUGGACUGUGGUUCAGAAAAGAACUGAUGGAAUCAUUCCAUUCCAGAGAACAUGGUCUGAAUAUCUGGAUGGAUUUGGUGAUCUUACUGGGGAAUUUUGGCUUGGACUAAGGAAGAUUUUUGACAUAGUAAAUCAAAAAGCCACUAGUUUCAAUCUUUAUGUGGACUUGGAAUCAGAAAAUGACAAGCAUGCCUAUGCAUCAUAUGAUGGAUUCUGGAUAGAAGAUGAAGCAUGUUUUUUUAAGAUCCAUUUGGGGCAUUAUUCAGGAAAUGCUGGUGAUGCAUUUAGAGGAUAUAGAAAAGAAGACAACCAGAAUUCAAUGCCUUUCAGCACUUUUGAUGUUGAUAAUGAUGGAUGCAGGCCAUGCACUAUUAAAGAACAGCUUGUAAAGAGCUGCAGUAACUUCAGUGAUAGCACUGGAUGGUGGUUCAGCAAGUGUGGCCUUGCAAAUCUUAAUGGUGUUCAUCGCUACACAGGUAGAUUUCUUGCAACUGGGAUUCACUGGGAUACAUGGAAAAUGAAGAAUAAACCAGUCAAAAUUAAAUCAGUUUCAAUGAAAAUUCGGAGAACCUAUUAUCCAUAUUUCCAUUAGCAUAUGAAAAUAGAAAUAUAUCUCUUCUGGCAAUUAUGUGGAAUAAUGUAUCAUUGCAAUCAUAAAUACCUUUCAUCUUCACUUGAAGAGUUCAGUCAAAACUUUAUUAGGUAUUUCUACAAUACAGUUACUAAUUUUUAUUGGGAGAUGUCAGCAUUUGUAGUGUUCCCACUUGAGUAAGAAGGUCCUAAAAAGAACUGGGUUUUCAGAAAAAGGAUUAAGCUUAGUUCUUGUCAGCUUUUAUUCAACUUUUAAUUUUAUUUACUCUUAGGCAAUCUCAGAACCAGCAGAAAAAAAUUAUAAAAAGAAGUGUAAUGAUGACCUCUGAAUGUACUUUUUCUAUGCUCUCUGCAUAUCUGAAUUUCUAAGAAAUUGCAGCAAAUUUUUUUUUUAAAACCUAUGUACCUACCAUUUCCAUCAUAAUAUUUUGGAAAAAUAUCUUUUCUUCACCUUAGGUUAAUUUUUCAGAAUCAGCUCUCCUUUUUAUAUUCUUUAUCAGGCAAGUUAAAAAUUGUUGCAAUGUAUAUAUAGAGUUCAGUAUACCCUCAGGUCCUGAUUUUUAUUCAAGUAAGGUUGAUACUUAGAUUCAAGAACUAUGGUCUAUUUUGUAUUUAAUUUGCACAGUCAAUGUGUUUCAUAAUCCAAUUUUUACUGUACCAUUGUCUAUUUUACAGUUCACUACAAAUUAAAAACUUUUUUUAAAGAAAAUGCAUAGCUUUGGAAUUUUAAUUUUUGGAUAUAUGGGCCUGAUCUUAUAUUUUUCAUUCUGAUUGUCAUUCGCUUUGUGAAUGAUCAUAUGGUAAUGAACAAAACCAACUUAAGUUGUAUAAGUACAUUUAAAAUGGUUAAUUCUUUGAAUUUCUGUCAGUAAAAAUAAAAUAAUAUCAAUAAAAAUGUGA